AUGGCUGGGUCUCUGAGGAGUGACUUCCUCAGGCUUUCCAACUACUAUGAGAUGGCUGGGUCUCUGAGGAGUGACUUCCUCAGGCUUUCCAACCACUAUGAGAUGGCUGGGUCUCUGCGGAGUGACUCCCUCAGGCUUUCCAACCACUAUGAGAUGGCUGGGUCUCUGAGGAGUGACUCCCUCAGGCUUUCCAACUACUAUGAGAUGGCUGGGUCUCUGCGGAGUGACUCCCUCAGGCUUUCCAACUACUAUGAGAUGGCUGGGUCUCUGAGGAGUGACUUCCUCAGGCUUUCCAACCACUAUGAGAUGGCUGGGUCUCUGAGGAGUGACUUCCUCAGGCUUUCCAACCACUAUGAGAUGGCUGGGUCUCUGCGGAGUGACUUCCUCAGGCUUUCCAACCACUAUGAGAUGGCUGGGUCUCUGAGGAGUGACUUCCUCAGGCUUUCCAACCACUAUGAGAUGGCUGGGUCUCUGAGGAGUGACUUCCUCAGGCUUUCCAACCACUAUGAGAUGGCUGGGUCUCUGAGGAGUGACUUCCUCAGGCUUUCCAACCACUAUGAGAUGGCUGGGUCUCUGAGGAGUGACUUCCUCAGGCUUUCCAACCACUAUGAGAUGGCUGGGUCUCUGAGGAGUGACUUCCUCAGGCUUUCCAACUACUAUGAGAUGGCUGGGUCUCUGCGGAGUGACUUCCUCAGGCUUUCCAACUACUAUGAGAUGGGUCCUAAGGGCCACAGUCCAUGGACAGGAGUGUCCCAGUUCCUCCAGACCUCCCAGAAGAUCAUCCAGUUUGCCUCAGGACAGGAGGCCCAACCUGGGGACACCAUCAUCUACAUUGGCAGGGCCUUCACCUCUUCCGUAUCCUUAUACAUUGGUCAUGUUGACUUCCUGGAGACGGUCUACAAACAGUCUGAGAGGCCUUACGUCAUCGUGGGACUGCACUUUGACCAGGAAGUGAAUCGCUACAAAGGGAAGAACUACCCAAUCAUGAACAUCCACGAGAGAACCCUGAGUGUCCUGGCCUGCAGGUAUGUAUCAGAGGUGGUGAUUGGGGCUCCCUACGCUGUGGGUAAAGAUCUGCUGGACCACUUCAAGGUGGACCUGGUGUGUCAUGGGAAGACGGAGGUGUUUCCUGACAGGGACACUGCAGACCCUUAUGCUGAGCCUAAGAAGAGAGGUAUCUUCCGUACAGUAGACAGUGGUAACGGUUUGACCACCGAUGACAUCGUACAGAGAAUCAUCAAGAACCGGCUGCAGUUUGAGGCAAGGAACCAGAAGAAAGAGGCCAAGGAGAUUGCGGUGUUUGAGGCGAUGAAAAGCCAGGCAGAGGGAGAGCAGGCCGGGACACGGCCCAGGCAGCACAGUAACCAGAUCAAACUAGUUCAAACCAGACCCAGCUGUCCCAAAACUGAUCCUAAACCAGAGUUUCUCAAACUAGAGAAACUCUGAAAUAACUUUUUUUUUUUUAAUUGCGUUUGGUUCAUAGAACUGGGGUUAUGUCAGUAACCUCCGGUUGCUGCAAGAUGCCGUUGUCAUAGUGAGAGCGGUUUUUGUUUUCUUUCUUCCUAUCUUUUGAACGGUUUAAUCUCCGGUUUCCCUCCACAAUGCCCAGAAGCCUCAGAACAGAGUGGACAAGACCAGGCACUAAAAUCAGAAGAACAACAAUCACUGGUGUUAUUUUCUACUCAGCAGAUCAAACUAAACGAUUGGCUGAUGCUCUUCUGAUCUUCCCAAUACCUUUCUGAUGCAUUUGUCACUUCAAACAAUCCUUCAUAUUGAAACACUGUCAAAUGUACUGUCAACUGAUUUGUAAUAGUUGGUUAUAGUCCCAGUUUAAGAACCAAACAUUGGCUGUUGAUUUCAUCACCUUUUUUUAAAAUGACAAA
Molecule: messenger RNA, 1883 nt
Organism: Oncorhynchus masou masou (cherry salmon)
Lineage: Eukaryota; Metazoa; Chordata; Actinopteri; Salmoniformes; Salmonidae
Exons: 8
Coding region: 1-1446 (481 amino acids)
Biological process (GO): phosphatidylethanolamine biosynthetic process
Cellular component (GO): cytoplasm
Molecular function (GO): ethanolamine-phosphate cytidylyltransferase activity
Source: RefSeq, a predicted model, not a curated record